AUGCACAUCGGAAUAGCUCUAUUAAUUAGUGCCCACCAAACAUGGGGAUACGUCGCGCAGAAUCCUCCAGAUCCGACAUGCACCCAGACAACGGUGGCCAUCUUGGGAGGAGGAAUGGCAGGGAUCGCAGCGGCCCAAGCGCUAAACAAUGCUUCCAUUACCGAUUUUAUGAUCCUAGAAUACAGAAAUACCCUCGGUGGGCGGGUCUGGCAUACAGAUUUCGGUGCCGACAAGAACGGGAACCCGUAUGUGGUUGAGUUUGGGGCGAACUGGGUGCAAGGUGUCGGAUCAAACACCACAGGAGUAGAGAAUCCUAUCUGGAGUUUGGCCCAAAAAUAUCAUCUCCAAAAUACCCUCUCCGACUACGACUCGAUCGUCACGUACGACGAAUCCGGAGCCACCGACUACCAUGGCAUACUGGAAGCAUACACUCGAGCGAAGAAGAUCGCCUCGCAGGACGCGGGACGCAUUCUCACGGACAACGUACAGGAUCAGACGGCGCGCACCGGACUGGCGAUGGCGGGAUGGCGACCGCGAAUGGACGACAUGAAGGCGCAGGCGGUGGAAUGGUGGAAUUGGGACUGGGAAGAUGCAUCCAGCCCGGAAACCAGCUCAUUUGCAUUCGGAAUGGCAGGGGAAAACCUCACAUUCAACCAAUUCGGCGAGUCGAACCAUCUAGUGGUUGAUCCACGAGGAUACAGCAGUAUCAUUGAGGGCGAAGCUUCCAGUUUGCUCAGAGACAACGAUCCCCGCCUACGUCUCAGCACCCGCGUCACAGAUAUCGAAUACUCCCCACGGGGAGUACGCAUCACCAACGCAGACCACACCUGCGUGGAAGCUGCCUACGCCAUCUGCACAUUCUCCCUCGGCGUGCUCCAGAACCAGGCGGUGCAAUUCCACCCUUCACUCCCCCCCUGGAAACAGACAUCGAUCCAUAAAUUCAACAUGGGGACAUACACGAAACUUUUCCUCCAAUUCAACGAAACCUUCUGGCCACCAGACACGCAGUUCAUGCUAUACGCAGACCCAACCACACGGGGCUACUAUCCUGUAUUCCAAUCCCUCAGCACGGAGGGCUUCCUCCCGGGAUCCAACAUCCUCUUCGCGACCGUAGUGCAGGACCAGGCGUAUCGCGUAGAACGACAAUCCACCUUGCAGACGAAAUCCGAGAUCCUGUCCGUCCUGCGUCGGAUGUUUCCGCAUAAACGCGUCCCCGACCCUCUGGCAUUCACGUACCCCCGGUGGACAAAGGAGCCCUGGACGUACGGGAGUUACAGUAACUGGCCGGCUGGGACGACGUUGGAGAUGCAUCAGAAUCUACGCGCGAAUGUGCAUCGCCUGUGGUUUGCGGGGGAGGCGACCAGUGCGCCGUAUUUUGGGUUUUUGCACGGCGCGUGGUUCGAGGGACGUGAGGCGGGGGAACAAGUUGCAUGUUUAUUAAGGGGGCGUAGGACUGGAUGUGAGAGGAUUCAUUAUGAGAUGUUGCAUGGGACUACUCCUGGGGAUGCAUAUUCCGAGAGGAAUGGGUGGCCUGAAGUGCAUGAGGAGUUGUAG
Molecule: messenger RNA, 1554 nt
Organism: Aspergillus tanneri
Lineage: Eukaryota; Fungi; Ascomycota; Eurotiomycetes; Eurotiales; Aspergillaceae
Product: putative flavin containing polyamine oxidase
Exons: 7
Coding region: 1-1554 (517 amino acids)
Molecular function (GO): oxidoreductase activity
Source: RefSeq, a predicted model, not a curated record